Molecule: messenger RNA, 1388 nt
Organism: Ricinus communis (castor bean)
Lineage: Eukaryota; Viridiplantae; Streptophyta; Magnoliopsida; Malpighiales; Euphorbiaceae
Product: polyubiquitin-like
Exons: 1
Coding region: 288-1214 (308 amino acids)
Biological process (GO): protein ubiquitination; modification-dependent protein catabolic process
Cellular component (GO): nucleus; cytoplasm
Molecular function (GO): ubiquitin protein ligase binding; protein tag activity
Source: RefSeq, a predicted model, not a curated record
GACAACCCCCGAGAACGUUCGUUCUGAUAGAACUAUCUGGAAUGUUCAAGCAAGAUCAUGAACCUUAAACCAAGAAAAGUCUAAACUACUUUUCUGGUUUGAUAGGAGCAGGAUUAUGUAGAUAUUGCCUUACCUUGUACGCCGAUCUACUGAGUCGGUUAGUCCUUUUCUAUAUAAACCCACUUCCCUGCUCUCUUCUUCUCAUCUCAACAAAGAAUCAGAUAUCAAUUUGUUUUCUUCUUCAAUCUCUCUCAAAGAAUCGUCUCCUUUCUUUUCCUUUAAAAAAUAUGCAGAUCUUUGUCAAAACUUUAACCGGGAAAACAAUUACUCUGGAGGUGGAGAGCUCUGAUACCAUCGAUAAUGUGAAGGCCAAGAUCCAAGACAAAGAAGGGAUCCCACCUGACCAACAAAGGUUGAUCUUCGCCGGAAAGCAGCUCGAAGACGGCCGUACUUUGGCCGAUUAUAACAUCCAAAAGGAAUCUACUCUUCACCUGGUCCUCCGUCUCCGCGGCGGUAUGCAAAUCUUUGUCAAGACCCUCACCGGCAAGACCAUAACUCUUGAGGUCGAGAGCUCCGACACAAUUGAUAACGUAAAAGCCAAGAUCCAAGACAAGGAAGGCAUCCCUCCUGAUCAACAGCGUCUGAUCUUCGCCGGAAAACAACUCGAAGAUGGCAGGACCCUUGCAGAUUAUAACAUUCAGAAGGAGUCGACCCUUCAUCUAGUUCUUCGGUUGAGAGGAGGGAUGCAGAUCUUUGUGAAGACCCUCACCGGCAAGACCAUAACCCUUGAAGUUGAAAGCUCGGAUACGAUUGAUAACGUGAAAGCGAAGAUUCAAGAUAAGGAAGGGAUCCCACCUGAUCAGCAGAGGCUCAUCUUUGCUGGGAAGCAGUUAGAGGAUGGAAGGACCCUCGCCGAUUAUAACAUCCAGAAGGAGUCCACUCUCCAUCUUGUGCUCAGGCUGCGCGGUGGGAUGCAGAUAUUCGUGAAGACAUUGACAGGGAAGACCAUAACACUGGAAGUGGAGAGCUCGGACACAAUUGAUAACGUGAAAGCAAAAAUUCAAGAUAAGGAGGGGAUUCCACCUGAUCAGCAGAGGCUGAUAUUUGCAGGGAAGCAGUUGGAGGAUGGGCGUACGCUUGCUGAUUACAAUAUUCAGAAAGAGUCCACACUCCAUCUUGUGCUCCGUCUUCGCGGUGGCGGUGGUGAUUGUUAGAUGAGUUAUCUGCUUUCAAAGUGCUAUCUCUCUGUUUUUCCAAUAGUUGUGUUUUGUUAAAUAAAAGCUAUCUGCUUGAAUGCUUUAAUCCCUUCAUGGGAAGAACUUGUACCGAGGAAAAAUUGAUGGCAAAAGUAUGAAUACUAAAACCAUAUAUUAAAAAAUUCCUUAAAA